Molecule: messenger RNA, 2106 nt
Organism: Chenopodium quinoa (quinoa)
Lineage: Eukaryota; Viridiplantae; Streptophyta; Magnoliopsida; Caryophyllales; Amaranthaceae
Product: pentatricopeptide repeat-containing protein At3g50420-like
Exons: 1
Coding region: 1-2106 (701 amino acids)
Biological process (GO): RNA modification
Molecular function (GO): protein binding; RNA binding
Source: RefSeq, a predicted model, not a curated record
AUGAAUGAAGCUACUUCUUUUACAAUCUCUCUCCUACAAAAAUGCACCACCAUUACUUCACUUAAGAAAGCCCAGAAACUCCAUGCCCUCAUCUUAACAUCCUCUACACCAUUCACUUACCAUAAACCAUUCCUCCAUAACAACAUCCUUUCCAUGUAUGCCAAAUGCGGCUCGGUCUUUGAUGCCCGCCUUGUGUUCGACAAAAUGCCUCAAAGAAACUUCAUCACUUAUAAUUCCAUCAUUUCGGCCUUUGCCCGUCAUCUUGAUUCGGGUUCUUAUGCUUUUAGAUUGUUUUCCCAGAUGAGGUUUCAAUGUUUUACACCAAAUGGGGCAACGUUUAUAAGCCUAUUGCAGUCGGCUUCUGCUGCUCGAGACCAGUUACAUGGGUUAGCUCUUCAUUGCUUGAUUGUUAAGUCCGGUCAGUUGUUUGAUGUGCAGGUUCAGACUGCUUUGAUUUGUUUCUUUUCUAAUUUUGGGGAUUUAAGUUCUGUGAAUCAAGUGUUUGGAAAUGUGCUUAUCCAAGAUGAGUACACUUGGAAUUGUAUUAUAUCAGGGUAUGUGAAAAAUAAUAGGAUGGCAGAAGGGUUAUGUUUAUUUAGAAAGAUGUUGAGGACUGGUGCAAUCCCAACGGAGUUUACGUUUUCAAUGGUACUGAAUGCCUGUGCAAGAUUAAGUGAUUAUUCUUUUGGUCGACUUGCUCAUGCACAAGUUAUUUUGACUGGCGUGUUCCUAGAUUUGCCCUUGCAGAAUACAUUGAUUGACAUGUACUCCAGUUGUGGCGACACCCAAUCUGCAUUCCAUUUAUUUGAAGGAAUGCAGGAUCCGGAUAUUGUGUCAUGGAACUCGAUGAUGGCAGGGUAUGCAGAGAAAGGAGAAGGCGAGAGAGCUAUGGUUCUAUUUGUUCAACUGCAGCAUCGUGCUGGUCGUAAAGCAGAUGAAUAUACUUUUGCAGCUUUGAUCUCUGCCGUUCAAGAGUGCCCAAUUUUAUACUAUGGGGAACCCCUCCAUGCACAGGUCAUAGUAUAUGGUUUGGAUAACAGUGUGUUUGUUGGGAGUCCACUGAUUUCCAUGUAUUUUGGACAUGGAAAAGUUGAAUCUGCUGAAGGGGUUUUCCACACAAUCUCAAAUAAAGAUGUGGUUCUGUGGACUGAAAUGAUUUCCGGUUACUCUAAAGUUGAAGAUAGUACAAAUGCAAUCAAAUUUUUCUAUGAUAUGUGGCAACAGGGUUAUAAAAUUGAUGACUUUUCUCUAAGUAGUGCUUUGAGUGCAUGUGCUGAUCUUGCAACUUUGAAUCAAGGUGAAAUGCUUCAUUCUUUGGCCAUGAAAACUGGUUGUGAUUCUGAGAUGGCAGUAUGUGGAAGUCUGAUCAAUGCAUACGCCAAAAAUGGUGACCUGCAAGCUGCCAAGUCAAUAUUUGCUGAGAUCAAAUACCCUGAUUUGAAAUGUUGGAACUCGAUGAUAGGCAGCUACAGUCACCAUGGGAAGGCUGAGGAGGCAAUAAAACUGUUUGAUGAGUUUCUAAUUCAUGGUCUGAAACCAGAUCAAGUGACAUUUAUUUCGUUACUCUCUGCUUGCAGCCACUGUGGUUUAGUUGAGAGAGGGAAACGCUUGUGGAGUUACAUGAAGGACAAGGGACUAUAUCCAGGGUUUAAGCACUAUGCUUGUAUGGUAAGUUUGCUCAGUCGAGCAGGGUUGCUAGAAGAGGCGGUGGAAAUUAUCCAUGAGUCAGAUUUUGGCAAGGAUCAUCUUGCAUUGUGGAGAACUGUGCUGAGUUCUGCUGUUUCUAACAAAAAUUUGUCUAUGGGACUUCAUGCUGCGAGGGAAACUUUACAACUUGAUGCACAAGAUAGUGCAACUCAUACUUUACUUUCAAAUCUAUAUGCUUCUGUGGGGAGUUGGGAUGGUGUCAUGGAAGUCAGGAAAAGGAUAAGAGGUAUGAUGUUGGAAAAGGAUCCAGGAUUGAGCUGGGUUGAGACAGUGAAAAGCUUGGAAGUUUUCUCAUCAGGUGAUCAAUCACACCCAAAGAUUGAAGAAGUAAAGGCUCAGCUAAAGGUACUGCAAGGAAAUAUGAUGUUACGGCAAGAUAUUGAUGGUAUAUUAAUAUAA